AUGUUGCCAGAUCAGAUUCUUGAGAAUCCUCAAACGAUUCCAACUCCAGAUUCGUCUGAAAUGAUGGCUGAAACAAUUCUGAAUUUCACAGAAACGCCUUCACAAGAAAAUGUCGCCUCAUGCUCAGCUGUUGGAAAGAAAAGAAAGCGACAAACGAUCGACUACAGCGAAGAAAUUGAUGAUGACGACUUUAGAAAAGACAGAGACUACUAUUUGGUGAAAUCAAAAUCAACACCGGUCUCUGGAAGAGGAAAAAACAACCCGAGACUUCCACCAACGACUCGUUUCAAUCAUUUGAUCGAGCUUGCAUCGCAGUCCGUUCCUUCGGUUCAUUUCAACAGCACGAACAAAUUCAAAGAGCACAGAAUCUUUUCGAAACCAGUUGAAGGCGAAACUCGACGACCUGUCGCCAAAUCAACCCUCUACAAAUUGCGUCCAAACCUUCUCCUAGCAACUUUCGUGCAGCUUGAAGAAUUUGUUAAGAACGCCGAGCGCCUGACACUCGCUACUGACGGGACAACCUCAAAAUCAAAUCGUCAAUGCAUGAACGUCGUAUUCAUCAACGAAGAAAGGGAAAAGCUGCUGUUCAUGAUCGUUGAGCUUUUCGGUGGAACAGCUGAAGAAAUCUUCACAGCCGUCACUCUUUCUAUCGACACACUGUCAUUUUCUGAUGAGAUCUGGAAGAAAACCGACUCAAUUCUCACAGACACCUGCCGUGCGCAAGAAGCUGCAAACAUGCAGAUAAUUGAAUUCAUCGACAAGAAGAGGAACUCCGAGAUUCCAGUGCAGUGGAUCUGCAAAAUCAGCGGCCAUCAUCGCGAAGAUCUCAAGAAUGAGCUCGACGAAGUGCGUGUAGAACUUGGCGACAAAUCUACAAAGAAAGCCUACUGCACCGACAUGGGUUCACGAAUCGGCUCUUCCAAGAAGAAUGCCGAGGGCCUUUUGCUUUACUGGGAGGCAACUGUCAAGACCAUCAGCAAAUACUCCGACCGCAAACGAGCAAAGGAACUUCUCCCACUCCUCCAAGAUAAACAACUAGCUAUUCUGAGCACAUCUCUGACACCUCUGAUUUGGGCUUCGUACUCAGGUCUUAUUCUCAGGGCAUCAGAGAAUGAAGAAGGCACGAUCGAAGAUGUCCGCAUUCAAAUGAAAUCCUGCCUCGAUGCUUUGGAGAAAAUUCUCGAAUCCAAACAGCCUUACGACGAUCUUUUUGAUGGAGUUCUGGAAAAUUACGAAGACUCAGAAUAUUUCCUGAAACUUCGAGAAUUCAAAGAGAUGCCAAGGGAUGCUAAACUUCGGGACGACCUGAAUGAGACGAUUCGACAGUGCCUUACAGAAGCAAAGAAAAAGUUGCAGAAAGAUUACAACCAGAUGAAAUCACUUCGACUUUCUGGUAAAUAUGAGACGUCUAAUCGCUUUUGCGAGAGUGUCUUUGCCACCCUGAAGUACAAGGAACAAACGAGCACUGGUUCCGCGCUCGCAAACAUUGCCGACCAAACUGUUGUUCAAGUUAACAAGCUGGGCAACUACCUGAGGAGAAUGAAAAAGAAACAGCGGGACGAGCUUUUGGAUAGAAUCGACAACUCGAACGAAGUCAAAACUACUCUGGAGGUUCGAAAGACGCUGAAAGAACGAUUUCGCAAGAAAAGGGAGGAAAUUCUAAAGAAAAGGGACGAAAUAAAGAAGAUCAAAAUCGAACGUCAGAAAAUCAAAGAAGAAAAAAGAGCAAAGAAGCCAAAAAUCGAGGUUUCAAAAACUCCAGUUCGCUCGACUCGUCUUUCGAAAAGAAGGCUUGAUUAA
Oikopleura dioica is the source of this 1800-nucleotide messenger RNA. Lineage: Eukaryota; Metazoa; Chordata; Appendicularia; Copelata; Oikopleuridae. The record is from the annotation of a GenBank genome assembly.